AUGGCGAUGGACUAUUUCAAUCAGAUCAAAAACAGGCGCCGAUCCUCUCAGAUCUUGCAGGCUCCGAAUCCUGUCCUUAGCGCCGAGGACGAAGCUUUCCUGCAACAAGUUACAGCCCAACAAGGGGAAGCGCCUGUCUCUGCUGGCCCGGAUAAAAACGACGCGAAACCAGCCGAACCCUUGGCUGAGAGCCCAGUCAAGACCGUUCCAAGUCACGAUGCUCAGGAUGUUCCUCUACCGGCUUCCCCUGCAGAAGAGUUCGGCAAAGAGCUAGGAGAGGAGGCGCGUGAGAAUCCGGAUAUUGCCGAAACUAAAUCGGAGCCCCCAAAUCUAGAGACCGCAAAGGCAUCGGACAAGAAGAAGAAGCGAUGGAGCGCGAUGUUUUGGAAAAAGGAUCCUGAUUCUAAGAAGAAGAAGAAAGACUUCGCCACCGAAGAAAAAUCUAAAUCUGAAAUCCCUACCACUACGGCAGCCUCCGACGCAGAUGGGAAGGACGCUAAGAAAGAUGAGGAGGACAUGAAGGACAUACUCGAGCAUUUGAAUCUGGCCGCAGAGAACAACAAGGUUUUCUCGAUGAGCGAAGAGACACAGGAGCUGCUCCGCAAGUUCAAACUCAUUUUCAAAGAUCUCAUCAACGGCGUUCCGACAGCCUACCACGACCUGGAGAUGCUCUUGACAAACGGAAACCGACAACUACAAGAUACCUAUACGAAGCUCCCGGGCCCCAUGCAGAAGUUGAUUGAGAAACUCCCGGAGAAAUGGACAGAGAGCCUCGCACCAGAGAUGCUCGCCGUCGCCAGUGAGCGAGCAACUAAGAGUGGUGUCAACAUGGAGAACGUGGGCAAGGCGGCUGCGGCUGCGGAGAAGAUGGGUAUCAAUGUGCCCAGUCUGAAGGAGCUGGUAUCGAAGCCUGCUGCCAUUAUCGGAAUGCUCCGAUCGAUCAUGACCUUUUUGCGAGCUCGUUUCCCGGCUGUCCUGGGCAUGAACGUCCUCUGGUCGCUGGCUCUAUUCAUUUUGCUUUUCGUGUUGUGGUACUGUCAUAAGCGAGGACGCGAAGUUCGUCUUGAGAACGAGCGACUGGUCACGGAAGAAGAGAUCAUCAAGCUGAACGAGGAGAACUCCGAGACCCAGAUCCGCGCGACGGAGACCUUGACCACCACCGCGCCCCAGGGUGCUUCCGCCGAUGAGGUAAGGGAAGGCGUGAAGAAGGUAGAAGAGGCCCGGGCUUCUUCUGCCGAUGUUACCUCCUUGUCGUCUCCUCAGAGUGGCACCGCUCCCCAAAGUGGCACCACCGACGCCGAGAAUGUUCUCCCGGGGCCUCUUCCUACUCGUUCGAAGUCUCGUUUGUCUAUUUUUGGACGGUCUAAACCGCCUGCUGAGCCCAGUCCGAACAUUUCACCAUACCCCGGCACGUGA
Molecule: messenger RNA, 1416 nt
Organism: Penicillium argentinense
Lineage: Eukaryota; Fungi; Ascomycota; Eurotiomycetes; Eurotiales; Aspergillaceae
Exons: 3
Coding region: 1-1416 (471 amino acids)
Source: RefSeq, a predicted model, not a curated record